Messenger RNA from Oryza sativa Japonica Group (Japanese rice), 4222 nucleotides. Its product is annotated as pentatricopeptide repeat-containing protein At3g50420. Gene Ontology annotation, molecular function: protein binding; RNA binding. Gene Ontology annotation, biological process: RNA modification. Gene Ontology annotation, cellular component: intracellular membrane-bounded organelle. Lineage: Eukaryota; Viridiplantae; Streptophyta; Magnoliopsida; Poales; Poaceae. The record is from RefSeq and is a predicted model, not a curated record.
UAACCAUAUAGGUAUAACAGUUCUAAAGUUUGACAAAACCCUACCCUUAUGCAUUUUGAGCACAGAUUACUUACAAUUCUAAAUCAUAGUGUGUACAUGAAAAUUUUAAUUUUUAAGUUCUUGACUAAGGUUGAUAAUUAAAAUUUUUACUAAUUCAAAAGAAUUGUUCAAGAUAUGCAAAAUUAGGCCUAGUUCUAUUUUUCAACUUCAAACUUCAACUUUCUCGUUUUCCGUUAGCACGCUUUUCAAACCGUUAAAUGGUGCGUUUUUUAAAAAAGUUUUUAUACAUAAGUUGUUUAAAAAAGCAAAUAAAUUCAUUUUUGAAAUUUAUAAUACUUAAUACUUAAUUAAUCAUGUGCUAAUGAGAUUUCUCGUUUUGCGUCAAAAAUCUAUCUGCCAAACGGAUGAUCAAACGGGGCCUUAAUCAAGAUUUCAAUAAAUGUGGGGUUUUAUGAAAUAUUUAGACCAUAAUACAUGUGGUUGUGUGCCACACAUCAUAAUAUAUGUGGUUUUCUGCAACUUUGAUCAUAAAAUGUGAGAUUUUCUGAGUUAGCUAAAUUUCCAUGUUGCCCUUUUUAAUGGUCUCAAUAAUUUUGUUGUUGCUUGUUGAGUACUAUCUGAUAUUGUUUCUGACAAGAGCUUCCUCAGUAUAUGGGUUACACAUUUUUCAGUCUUGAUAUUUGCUUCUAUGGGACAUUAUGUCAAAGUUAUCUCGGUAAAUGUUCAGUUUUAACUAACGGCAUAAGGACCCCGGACUUCAGAGCAACCUGUCUCAAUCAAGCCGUUCAUACCAUGCAAGAACUUUAGACAGCUGAUACUCCAUCAAUCUGAAGUUUGAAUAUCUCAAGUUUCUCUGAUUCGGCAAUCAUCCAGAUCCAUCAUUAAUCUCUUAAUAUGCAUAGUUAACUUCGUCUGCUGCUCAUUUUUCACCAUCAAAUUCCUAGCCAGUGCUUCGUAAAGAUAGUAAGAUGGACAGUGAAGUUCAGGGCAUAUUGCUUCUUAUUAAAAGCUUGUUUUAGUGUGAUAUGGCAAAUGAACUACCCUGAAUUCUGGUUUCAUGAAUAGAUUUUACACAAUUAUUUUUCUUCUAGCCUGCAUAUAGUAGUUGUAGCUUCAUUAGGCGGUUAAAAGAAAUUUUAGAAGCUUGAACUCUGGGUCCUUCACGUUUAUGAUUUGUUCAGAUUUAGUUAUUGCAGUAUAUCUCUUUUUAAACUUCGUUAGCUAACGCCUGUCUAAAUUGCACUGUUCAGUGUACCAGUUCAGGGUUCUGCCGAAAUCAUUCUAGGGCCGUGUUUAGUUCCAAAAUAAUUCUUCAAACUUCAACUUUUCCAUCAUAUCAAAACUUUCCUACACACAAACUUCCAACUUUUCUAUCACAUCAUUCUAAUUUCAACCAAAUUUUCAAUUUUGAUGUGAACUAAACACAUGCAAGUCUUACAGUAGCUUCUGGGUGUAUUAUAGAAAACUGUAUUGUUUGAUACUAGCACAAUAGCUCAAGUAAAGUAACGGCUGUGCGAAAGUGCGAAACCAAAAAUCCAGUCCACGCUGCAAAACAGGUCAAUGCCACCUACUAGUACUUAUUUUUCCCAUGCAACCACCGUGAUUCAAGAAUAGGCAGACAACCCACGCUGCGACCGGCAAGGUUGUACUAGAAUUUAGGCUACUCAACAUUCAUCAUGACUACUCGCCGUUGUUUGUGCGGUGCCCUGCAGGAAAUGAGCCUCCUUUCCCAUUUCUGCCUCUGCCUCCAGCGGAAGGCGGGAAGCUGCUGCCGUUGCAUCCGCUUCUUACAUGUGUUCGUCUUCGUGCUCCACAUCCAUGGCGGCCACUCCCAGAUGUGCGACCCCGCCGACCUGGCGUCGCUUCUGGCCUUCUCCGAUGGCUUGGACAGGAUGGGCGCCGGGCUGGUCGGAUGGGGUCCCAACGACACCUCCUGCUGCUCGUGGACGGGCAUUUCAUGCGAUCUCGGGAGGGUGGUGGAGCUGGAUCUCUCCAACCGGAGCCUCUCCCGGAACUCUUUUCGGGGCGUGGCGGUGGCGCAGCUCGGCCGCCUGCCGUGCCUGCGGCGCCUCGACCUCAGCACGAACGGCCUCGUUGGCGCGUUCCCGGCGAGCGGCUUCCCGGCGAUCGAGGUGGUGAACGUCUCCUCCAACGGAUUCACCGGGCCGCACCCCGCGUUCCCCGGUGCGCCGAACCUGACGGUUCUUGAUAUCACCGGCAACGCCUUCUCCGGCGGCAUCAACGUCACCGCGCUCUGCGCUUCGCCGGUCAAGGUCCUGCGGUUCUCGGCGAAUGCCUUCUCUGGUGAUGUGCCGGCCGGCUUUGGUCAGUGCAAGCUGCUCAACGACCUCUUCCUUGAUGGCAAUGGCCUUACUGGGAGCCUCCCCAAGGACUUGUACACGAUUCCAGAGUUGAGGUGGCUAAGCUUACAGGAAAAUCAGCUCUCUGGCAGCCUCGAUAAGGCCCUCGGUAACCUCUCCAAGCUUACCCUGAUUGACUUGUCAUAUAACAUGUUCAAUGGCAAUAUCCCUGAUGUGUUUGGGAAAUUGAGGAGCUUGGAGUCCUUAAACUUGGCUUCCAACCAAUUGAAUGGCACAUUGCCUCUAUCCCUGUCGAGCUGCCCGAUGCUUAGAGUGGUCAGCCUGAGGAACAAUUCGCUGUCCGGUGAGAUUACCAUUGACUGCAGAUUGCUCACGAGGCUGAACAACUUUGAUGCUGGGACCAACACGCUGCGUGGUGCUAUACCGCCUCGCCUUGCCUCGUGCACUGAGUUGAGGACGCUGAACCUUGCAAGGAACAAGCUUCAGGGGGAGCUACCGGAGAGCUUCAAGAAUUUGACAUCACUGUCAUACCUUUCUCUUACGGGGAAUGGUUUUACCAACUUGUCAUCAGCAUUGCAAGUCUUGCAGCACCUGCCCAACUUAACUAGCUUGGUGCUCACCAAUAACUUCCGUGGUGGUGAAACCAUGCCAAUGGACGGCAUCGAAGGGUUCAAGAGAAUGCAGGUUCUUGUCCUGGCGAACUGUGCACUCUUGGGCACGGUUCCACCUUGGCUGCAGAGCUUGAAGAGCCUCAGUGUGCUGGAUAUUUCAUGGAACAAUUUGCAUGGGGAGAUCCCGCCAUGGUUAGGCAACCUCGACAGUCUUUUCUACAUCGAUCUGUCCAACAACUCAUUCAGUGGGGAGCUUCCUGCAACCUUUACACAGAUGAAGAGUUUAAUUUCAAGUAAUGGCUCAAGUGGGCAGGCGUCAACAGGAGACCUCCCAUUAUCCUUCGUCAAGAAGAAUUCGACUUCCACUGGUAAAGGCUUGCAGUACAACCAACUCAGUAGCUUCCCGUCAUCACUGAUCCUCUCAAAUAACAAGCUUGUUGGGUCAAUAUUGCCAUCCUUUGGCCGUCUAGUGAAGCUUCAUGUGCUGGACUUGGGCUUUAACAAUUUUUCUGGGCCAAUUCCUGAUGAGUUAUCAAAUAUGUCGAGCUUGGAAGUACUGGAUUUAGCUCACAAUGAUCUCAGUGGGAGCAUACCAUCAUCUCUAACGAAGCUGAACUUUCUGUCCAAGUUUGAUGUUUCGUACAACAAUUUGUCUGGAGAUGUCCCGGCAGGAGGCCAAUUCUCCACGUUCACAGAAGAGGAGUUCGCGGGCAAUCCUGCGCUGUGUCGUAGUCAGAGCCAGUCAUGCUACAAGCGGGCGGUCACGACUGAAAUGAGUUCUGAGACACGUUUUACUUUUGGGCUUUUUUUGACCGUGGAAGCUGGAUUUGCCUUUGGACUGUUAACCGUCUGGAACGUACUGUUCUUUGCAAGUUCUUGGAGGGCCGCGUAUUUUCAGAUGGUUGAUAAUUUCUUUGAUAGGUUUUAUGUGAUAACAAUGGUGAACUUGAACAGACUCAGAAGGAAAUGGGAACAUAAAGAUCAUCCUUAAAACAAAGUCAGACGGGGUUCUCCACUAGUUCUAACUAGGCUCUUCAAUCGAAUUAUGUACUCUGUAUAUUGUAUUUCUCCAGCUUUUGGUGUCUUGAUUGUUUUCAACUCAGGUGUCAUUUAGCAGUGCUGCUUUCACAUCGUAUUGUAGACAUGAUUUCCAUUUGGUACAGAUGUGCCAGUGUUGAUAGCUGCGUGGUGGAUACUUAAGCUUCAAGUUGUUCUCUCUCUCUGUAAUAACUGUAGCUGAACAAAGCCGUUUUGUUAAUAGAGAUGGGAGAGCUCUUCUUCUCUUUUAUA